AUGGCUCCGAAGAAAACAACCACCGGCAACAACUACACAGCCCCGCGACUGAUGGAUCAACGGCUGAGUUUGCUGAGCUCCGUUCAUUACUGGUUGCGAUGCAGGAGAAUACACAAGCGACGAUCCAAGCCUCGAUCAAUGCCAUGGGCGAGAUACGAGGAGUAUGAAGAGGACGACGAUCAUCGUCGUGUCCAUCAUACCGAUCACUUUGGGCGCGGCGCAGACCGUGAUAACCGAUGGGAGAACGGCUUUAAGGUCGAUAUUCCUGAAUUUCACGGUGGAAUUCGUGGUGAUGACCUCCUCGCUUGGAUCAUAUCAGUGGAGGAAGUCCUGGAUUUCAAACAAGUACUGGACAAUCGUCGGGUCCCGUUGGUGGCAAUGCGUUUUCGCGGUCACGCAGCUUCUUGGUGGAACCAACUCAAGUCUACAAGGACUCGUACUGGGAAGGAACCAAUCCAAUCUUGGGAAAGGCUUAAAAAACAUCUCCGUAAGACAUUCCUUCCACACAACUACGAUCGCACCAUGUACACUCGACUUCAGAACCUGAAACAGGGAAAUCGCAGCGUCGAUGAGUACGCGGAGGAAUUUUCCCAACUCUUAACAAGGAACGAACUCUACGACAGUCAGUUGCAACUCGUCGCUAGGUUCAUUGGUGGAUUACGCCCUCAGCAGCAGAAUGCAAUGGCGCAGUUUGAUCCGACCUCUGUUUCUGAAGCCCAUCGUCGCGCUGGUACUUUCGAACAACAAUUUCGCUCGUCGUGGAACAGUUCCACCGCACGGUCGCGAACAUCUGACCUUCCUGGUGCCUCCCCGACGAUACCGUCACGGGAUUCACUGGAUCAAACCGGUCCGGGCCAAAAGACAUCGUCCAACGUUGAUGAGACGCAACUACGUCGUUCCACACAACCAAAUGCGUUGCGUUGCUUUGGUUGUGGUGAAGCGGGUCACCGUCAAACAGCGUGCCCAAAUCAACCCAAGCGAGGCUUACUGUUGGAAGAGGAGAUUGACGACCAACCCCCAGUCUUUGAUGACGCAGAAGACCAUGACGAGCCAGAACUCAACAUACUUAUGACGACAGGGGAUAAGGGUACACUCUUGUUUCUCGACGAUCUCAAUGUGCUGCCAUCGUCGCAAUGGAUCAAUUCCUUCGGCGAGGAUAUCGAUGCCAAUCUCGCUUUGGACUUUCCACAGGAGUCACUCUCCUCCAGCCUGAUAUUACGGCGUUCCUCUGGUUCUCCUCCCGAUCACGACAAUCAGUGGUUACGCACAAAUAUCUUUCGCUCUUCGUGUACAAUCAAAGCCAAGAUAUGCAGCAUUGUGAUUGACUCAGGUAGUUCACGGAACGUGAUCGCUGCCGAUGCGGUCCAGAAAUUGGGAAUCUCAGCCGAAGCUCAUCCAGUUCCAUACUCGCUCUCAUGGGUACAGAACGGAUGUUCCUUACGCGUCACGCAUAGAGCGAUGGUUCCUUUUUCUAUCGGGGCACAUUAUUGCGAUGAGUUCUAUUUCGAUAUCGUGCCUAUGGACGUGAGUCACUUGAUCCUCGGCAGACCAUGGGAGUAUGACCCAAAAAUGACCAAAUCUGUGUUAACAUUUACAAACGCUAACACGCUAACAUGA
Microthlaspi erraticum is the source of this 1617-nucleotide messenger RNA. Lineage: Eukaryota; Viridiplantae; Streptophyta; Magnoliopsida; Brassicales; Brassicaceae. The record is from the annotation of a GenBank genome assembly.